CUUUUAUGGUCAUGAUUGUUUGAUACAUAUUACAUUUACUUUACAAUCUAUAAACAAUUUUUUAAAUAAGAUUAUAAUAAGUUUAAUAUAUCAAACCAUACCAAUUCACUUUUUAUAAUGAUACGAGAACUUGGAGUAAAUACUAAUGUCUUGCCCGUGCCUGUCAAGAUCCGUGUGAAUCGUGUGUGGGUCGAUAAGGAUGAACCUUUUGCAGCUCCAAUUAAAAUUGUCAAUUGCUGAAAAGUGUAAUCAAAGUAAGUCAACACGGUAGCUGUGCUUACGAUAAGAUACUGGAGAGGUGUCCAACGUGGCCCGCUGCCCCCCACCUCACUGCCCACCGGGAUGUCCCGUCCGCGUGCCCGAAACUCUCGUAAACAACGGCGAAACAGUAAAACCCACUUAGCCAAAAAAUCGUUUCCCGGAGUUGUUGCAGCGUCUGCUGCGGUUUUUUGCUCCGAUGUCGGCUGAUGGCUGAUGGGUGAUGGCUGGUGUCACUGGGCAUUAAGAUAAAACUACGCUGCCGCUGGCCGAUAGGGCGGAUCAUUGAUUUAUAGCGAUGAUUCCCGAGAACGGCGUAGUGGCUAGUGGUUAGUUAAAAUUAAAGAGCUCCGGACGGGCAGCAGUCAGUGACGAGUGGAGCGGCGCAAGAACCACACGCGAGUGCCUUGAGUCGUGUCAAGGAUCUAACAUACAUAUAUGUGAUAUUUAUACGCGGGAUCGCCAUACUAUACUAUAUGCCUGCAGUGGUCAAGUGUAUAUAUACAAAUAAUGAGUGCGGUUCAUGAGGAGCGAAAGCCAAAUCCGGUGACAAAGGCCAACUUCCUUUCCAAAUGGUUCUUUAUCUGGACGCGGGAGAUUGUCGUUAAGGGUCUGCGCCGGUGUCUCGAUCCCUCGGAUCUGUAUGCCCCCGAGCCCAGCUUGGAGAGUACCCAGGUCUCCGCCUUCCUGCUCGGCCACUGGGAGCAGGAGCUCAAGCGACCCAAGCCCAACGUCCUGCGCAUGAUAUUCAAGGCCUACGGAUGGAGCUUUGUUCCUGCAAGCAUAGUGUACUCCAUCAUGGCCAUUGCGUGCAGUAACACAACGCAGCCCUUAAUGCUGGGUGGUUUGGUCUCCUUUUUCUCGGAGAGCACGGAAAAUGUCACGAAACACUCGGCUUACCUGUACGCCAUGGGUGUGGUGCUCUGCUCCCUGCUCUCGGGACUUUUUCACCCCUUCAUGAAGUACCUGUUCCAAGUGGGUUCCCGCGUCCGUGGCCUGUGCGGUCUUGUCUACCGGAAGUUCCUUCGGGUUUCAGUGGCAGCGGAUAACAGUGGAGUGAGUGGAUAUGCCAUAUCUUUGAUGGCACCGAUCUGCCCCUUCAACGAGUCCUUCUACUGCUUCCACGAACUGUGGCGAGGACCCCUGGAGGGCGUGGUCUUCGUUUAUAUCAUAUACCAACUGAUUGGAUGGCCGGCAGUGGUGGGAUUGGGAACCAUUAUAGCCUUCAUCCCACUCCAAGCUUGGGCCGCUCGAGCUAUAGCCCGGUAUAAACGGAGUUCGGCGGAUGUGGGCGAUGAGAGAGUGAAGCUGAUGAACGAGAUUAUCGCAGCGAUGCAGCUGAUCAAGAUGUAUGCCUGGGAGAAGUCGUUUGCUAAACUAAUCGGCAAAGUGAGGAAGGAGGAGAUGGACUCCAUAAAGGGUUCCACCUACAUUUAUGCUGGACUGCAGUGCACCGGCAUGAUAUCCAAGCUAUCCCUCUUCGUUUCCCUGGUUACCUAUGUAUUCACCGGUGACAUAGUCACCUCCCAAAAGGUCUUCAUAGUGGCUAGCUACUAUGAUCAUCUCAAUGAUUCCCUGCUGCACUCCUGGCCCCUGGCCAUCAACAUGUGGGUCGAGACCUUUGUGGUGGCCAAUCGAGUAAAGGACUUCCUCUUCCAGCACGAGAAUCCCGCUGAUGGUGGAGUGCACAACUUCAAGGAGGCGGAAGAUAACCCGGAGCAUGGUAACUUCCAGGGACGUACUCAACCCAAAGCUGAAGCCAAGAGUAUUACGGUACACGAACUCACGGCCAGUUGGGAUAAGGCGGAUCAGGAGAAACGCCAGCGCCACGUAGAGGAUGUGAGUUUCCAGGCCACGGAUCAGCAAUUCGUGGGUAUCGUUGGUACAGUGGGUGCUGGAAAGAGCACUCUACUCCAAGUGAUCCUGGGGGAACUGGAUAUUAUCAGUGGCAGUGUGGAUCUGAAUGGUGUCCUCAGCUGCCCUCAAGAACCCUGGUUACUUCGAGGUAGCCUGCGGGAAAACAUCCUCUUUACGGAACCCUACGAUGAGCAGCGUUAUUUGGUCCUGCGGGUCUGUCACCUUGACAGGGAUGUGGAACAGCUACCUUUGGGUGAUAACACCAGAGUGGGUGAAGGUGGUGCCAGUCUGAGUGGUGGUCAGAAAGCUCGAGUUAGUCUUGCUCGGGCUGUUUACCGGAAAGCAGAUAUAUACCUUCUGGACGAUCCCCUGUCCGCCGUCGAUUCGCAUAUGAGUAAGAUGCUCCUGGAUCGAUGUCUCAAUGAGUUUUUGUCCAACAAAAUCCGCAUCCUGGUCACUCAUCGGGUUCAGUUGCUGCGACAUGUGGAUCAUUUGGUCUUGCUCGAAGGUGGACGGAUCUCUGUUCAGGGGCAUUACGAUGCCCUAAAGAAGCUCAUAAGAUUCCGGAUGUCGGUGGCCAAUGAUGUCGAGGGCAAGUUGCGGGCCAUGCGAACGGACAGUGUUUACGGACCGGAACCAAGGAAAUCGUUGUCCCCAGAGGAGCACCUCGAUCGGCAUGAGAUCGAACAGCAGUUCAAGGAGCAGCAGCAUAGGGGAUCCGUCAAACUGUCCACCUAUAGGGAGUACUUCAAGGUUCUGGGUCAUCCUCUGGUCGUGGUGCUGAUCAUGCUGAUGUUUAUUGUGGCCCCCUCCGAGGCCACUAUGGAUAUCUUUCUUUCCAAGUGGGCAACUUGGGAGGAAACGGAACCCAAUCUGCAUGAACCGAUUCCGGAGUAUCAAACUCGUUUUCACAUGAUGAUUUUAUACACAUUCCUGAUCCUGUGCACCCUCACCUUCUAUGUGAUCCGCACCUUUGGCUUCUUUGCGAUGACCCUGCGGAUUUCGCUGCGCAUUCAUGACCAACUCUUCCAAGGGGUCAUCCGCGCCUUCAUGUAUUUCUUCACGCUGGCCACCUCGGGAAGGAUUUUGAACCGCUCCAGUGACAUCCUGGCCAUCGAUGUGAAUCUGCCGCAGGCUCUCAUGGACUCCAUUGAGUUUGCUGUGAAUGCCUUUGCUGUGCUCGCGGUGGUCAGCAGCAACACUUGGCUUCUCAUCCCGGCAUUCAUAGUGGUAUCCCUGCUGUACGGAUGUCGAUGUCUCUAUAUAGGAGCUAGCCGGAGUCUCAAGCGGAUAGAGACCAUAUCUCGCAGUCCCAUCUACUCGCAUACGAAUACCACCUUCAAGGGCCUGGCCACCAUCCGUGCUAUGAAUGGCACCAAGUAUAUGGCGGACUUCCAUUACUACCAGAAUGAGAACACCUCUGCUUUGUAUCUCCAUGUCAGCAUCAACAGGGCCUUUGCCUUCUGGACGGAUCUCAUCUGUGUGCUCUACAUCCUGGCGGUGACCUUUAGCUUCCUGCUUUUCGACAAGCACAGGGGAUACUAUAGUGGUGACGUUGGUCUGGCCAUCACCCAGUCCAUGAAACUGGUUUUGAUGUGCCAGGCGGGAAUGCGGCAAACGGUGGAGCUGGAGAACAUGAUGACCAGUGUGGAGCGGGUGAUGGAGUAUGUGAAUAUACCCUCGGAACCUGCCUACGAAACCGACGAGUCGGUUAAUCUGCCCAAUCAGUGGCCCAGUGGUGAGCUGGAUUUCCGGGAUCUUCGGCUGCGCUACAGCGCUCAUGGUCCCUAUCUGAAGGGACUCAACUUCACCAUACGUGGGGAGGAGAAGAUUGGCAUUGUGGGUCACACGGCGGCUGGAAAAUCAUCCAUUGUGCAGGCCCUCUUCCGGUUGGCCAACAUCGAUGGACAUAUUUGUAUCGAUGGAUAUGACAGCCGAUUGGGGCUACACGAUCUAAGGCGGCGAAUCUCGAUCAUACCGCAAGAUCCGGUACUUUUCUCAGGAACUCUCCGCUUCAACCUCGAUCCCUUCGAGGAGAAGACGGACGAGGAACUCUGGCUGGCCCUGGAGGCUGUCAAGCUCAAGGAGUUCGUGUCGAAUCUGAAGGAGGGCAUCAACUGCCGGCUCCACGACUGCGGGGCCAACUUCAGCAUGGGCCAGAGGCAGCUGGUCUGCCUGGCCAGAGCCCUCCUGCGCCAGAACAAAAUACUCAUCAUGGACGAGGCCACGGCCAACGUGGAUCCCGAGACGGACAAUCUCAUCCAGGAGGCGAUCCACACCAAGUUCGCCCACUGCACCGUGCUGACCAUUGCCCAUCGACUGCACACCGUGAUGGAUAACGACCGGGUGAUGGUGGUGGACAUGGGCAGGGUGGUGGAGCUGGGGCAUCCUCACGAGCUGCUGCACAACAGGCACGGGUAUCUGCAUCGAUUCGUGGAGAAGACCGGCGUGGGAACCGCCCAGCACCUGAGGCACCUGGCGGAGCAGAGCUACAGGAAACGGGUGCUGGGGAGGAAAUCGGAGGAUCAGGGUUCCGUGCUCGAGGUGGGGUACAAGGGGACGACCCUGUGAAAGACUGCGGGGGGGAAAUUAAUUCGUACACCUGGGUAGAGGGCUUGCCGUUCUGUUAGGUAUGGUAAUAUAGACUUUAUUAUAGUGAACUGAUCUUUAAAUAUAGUUAUAUAUGUAUAUAUUUAAUAUGUACUUCAUAAUAUACUCGUACUUAGUUGUUUCAACUCGAUCGUUUUCGUUUGCCUUCUUGAAUUUGAAAAAAGCAAUUUAUCUUGUAGGUUAAGAUUACAUUACCAUCGUCUAUAUUUUGCUACUCGUACUGUCUGGCUUUGAUUCGCUCUCUAUAACUACGAUCCUUUCUAGUUUCCUUUUUGGUUUCUUUGUAGUUACAAGUCACAUGAAAAAUCGAAAUGUUGAACUCUAUAAGUUGCUUCUCUUCUAGGCUUAAAGACUUAGGUUUGUCCCUUCAUUACUUUAGUUUUUUGUUCUUGUUGUAUGGCUUAGAUGUGCGAUAAUGGCAUUUGAUUCUAGAUGUAUAAUAUUAGCAUUACAAGAGUUCGCUUCAUAUAUAAAAUUUUUGUUUUCCUUUGGUAGAGUGUAAAUGAAUUUAUCGCAUUCGGUUUGGUAGCAGUUUUUUCACGAAACUUUAAUACAAGUUCAUAUAAUAGUUGUAUGUAGUUGUUGUGUAUAAUGUAAAUAUUAAAGUAAAUAAAGCAUAUUCAUGUAUGUAUAUAAUUGGUUUUAAAAUAUUCUCUUCUUAUGCUCAUCAUUGGUUUAGCUUAUUUAAAAUUCGCUUAAAGUCUGCC
Messenger RNA from Drosophila suzukii, 5432 nucleotides. The record is from RefSeq and is a predicted model, not a curated record. NCBI's taxonomy places the organism in Eukaryota, Metazoa, Arthropoda, Insecta, Diptera, Drosophilidae.